This is a messenger RNA of Scaptodrosophila lebanonensis, 1688 nucleotides long. It is a transcript of the gene Cyp6d5, whose product is annotated as probable cytochrome P450 6d5. NCBI's taxonomy places the organism in Eukaryota, Metazoa, Arthropoda, Insecta, Diptera, Drosophilidae. The coding region runs from base 19 to 1554 and encodes 511 amino acids. Gene Ontology annotation, molecular function: oxidoreductase activity, acting on paired donors, with incorporation or reduction of molecular oxygen; heme binding; monooxygenase activity. The record is from RefSeq and is a predicted model, not a curated record. The transcript is spliced from 6 exons.
GUGCACACGAAAAGCGCAAUGAUUUGGCUACUGCUGUUGGUCAGUGCUCUGACGCUACUCUACGUCUAUCUGAAGUGGAACUUCAGCUUCUGGGAACGCAAAGGGUUUCCCUCCGCUGCGACCAAUAUACCUUUUGGUGCCCUGGACUCGUUACGGCGCGGCAAGCGGUCCUUUGGCACGGCCAUUUAUGACGUAUAUAGGGCAAGUAAGGAGCCAGUUCUGGGAAUUUAUCUAACACUGCGACCGGCGCUACUCGUACGCGAUGCUCAGCUGGCACAUGAUAUGUUAGCCAAGGAUUUUGUUAAUUUUCACGAUCGUGGCGUUUAUAUCGAUGAAGAGAAAGAUCCCAUGUCGGCCGGCUUGUUCUUUUUGAGGGGCAGUCAAUGGAAGUCUCUGCGUACAAAAAUGACGCCAUCGUUCACGUCCGGCAAACUUAAGGCCAUGUUCGGUACGGCUGAGGCGAUUGCCGAUAAAAUGGUGGAGCAUUUAGAUAGCAUAAUUCCCGAGGAAGGCAGUGUAGAUGUUGAAAUGAAGAAACUGAUGACUACCUAUGCUAUUGAUAUAAUUGGAUCGACCAUGUUUGGACUCGAUGUCGAUAGCUUCGCACAUCCAGACAAUGAAUUUGUGUCCAUAAGCCGACAAAUCAAUAGACCGAUUUUUAAAGAUGUCAUCCGAGGCACAGCACAGUUCUUAUAUCCCAACUUGGAAAAAAUAUUUGUGCGCCUUUUCGGAAUACAGGAGGCCCCGGAACAGAUGCGUGCCUUAGUGAAGCGCACAGUGGAGCAUCGUGAAAAACAUAAUGUGGUGCGACGCGACUUUCUUCAACUUUUGCUCCAACUGCGCAACACGGGAAAAAUAAGCAGCGAUGAUAACAUGUGGUCCGCAGAGACGACAGCAGAGGGGUUGAAGUCGAUGUCUGUGGAUAUGAUAGCAGCCCAACUCUUCCUUUUCUAUGUGGCGGGCUACGAGACUUCUGCUUCCACUACAGCAUUUACGCUUUACGAACUCAUGCAGAAUGCCGAUAUCCUGAGAAAGGCGCGUGAAGACGUGCGUGACACGCUGCAGCAGCACAAUGGCCAACUGAGCUAUGAUGCCAUACAGGAUAUGAAGUAUUUAGAGCUCUGCGUGAUGGAAACGGUUCGCAAGUAUCCCGCACUUCCGAUCCUCAAUCGCGAGUGCACCCAGGACUAUCCGAUACCAGGCACAAAACAUGUUAUAAAGAAGGGCACACCCAUCGUUAUCUCAUUGCUGGGCUUGCAUCGCGAUGAGGAAUAUUUCCCCGAACCGUUCUGUUAUCAGCCGGAACGUUAUAUGGAAGAAAACAAGAAUUACAAUCCAGUGGCCUACAUGCCAUUUGGCGAGGGACCGCGUCACUGCAUUGCUGCUAGACUGGGCAAGUUGAAUGUUAAAAUCGCGUUGGCCAAAAUACUCUCCAAUUUCAACAUCGAACCCUUGGAGGAGAAACGCGAGAUCGAGUUCAGCAUACACGGUAUACCGCUAAUGCCCAAAGGCGGAGUGCCUGUGCGGCUAUCGAAGCGUAAACUGGCCGAUUAGGGAAGUCUAUGAUUGUUAAACGUGUUCUCUAAGCAAUUUUAUGUUCUUAAAAUAAAUUGAAUACAAAUUUUAUAUCUAUUGAAAUGUAAAUAUGGCUUACUAAUAAAGAAAUUGUUUAAACUUUCGAGCUCAAA